UGUACACACACGGGUUGACAUCGGUGGAACAGGGGAGAUACAGUACAGAACUAUUGUGCUUCAGAGGCGUUGGUUCGGAUACAUGGUCUGAAAAAUCAUCUUAAACUUCUCCGUGGAUUUACAUUUAUAAGAAGAAAGAACUCAUAGACAUCUGGGAUGACAUGAAGAUACAUUUCCUCAGUUUAUGGACUAUUAAGUGGAUGAAUCUACAACCAAUGGGCUGUGAAAUCUACGAUUCUCUGUUUCUCUGCCCAUGUUUCAGUGUAGCAGAUAUUUUUGUUUGCUUGAUCCCUACUUAGUCAGACAUUCUUUGCUUCUCAUACAGAUGUAGAUAUAGACAAUUAUUCAGCUUUAUUAUGAGUAAUGACAACUUCCAAACACCUUUGAGCAGUGGCACUAGAACAGUGAAGGAAAUAACACAUGAAGAUGAAGGGGCAAGCCAAAGGAAUUCAUCUGCCGGAAUGAGUGACAGUUCACUAGACAAUGACAGCCGUCUUGUCCGUCCCGGGCUGGACAUCUCCACAGGGCCUCAGCCAUCACACUCAGAUGACACAGAUGCCAACUCCAGUGGGAAUGACUCAUCUGAGAGGGAGAGUGAAGGGCACAUGGGAAGGGAAGCUUCCACCUUCAGCUCUUGCAAUAGAAAGGGUUCAACCACAGAGACUACAGAAAGCAAGAGCUCAAAUGGAAACAGUCCCUCUCCACCUAGCAGCUUGGUGUCAUAUAGUCUUUUGAGUGGCAGCUCGGAGCAGGACCACCCAAACUCCCAACAACCCAACGGAUGCAGCAGUGACCGGCUGGCCCGGUUACAGACUCAGCGAGAGAUGCAGAAGGCCCUGCGUGAGCUUAAGAUUCGCAUGCCGGCAUGGCGGUGCAGAAAGGGACGAUCUAGCACUCUAGCUUCUCUGCAGUAUGCACUUAGCUGUGUCAAACAAGUCCAGGCUAAUCAAGAGUACUACCAUCAGUGGAGUAUUGAAGAGAGCCACGGGUGUUGUUUGGACCUGUCGUCAUAUACUAUCGAAGAGCUCGACAACAUUACAUCAGAGAACACCCUUCAAAACACAGACACGUUCUCUGUGGCAGUUUCAUUCCUCUCUGGUAAAGUGGUAUACAUUUCAUCCCAGGUGGGCUCUCUGCUGUGCUGCAAACCUGAGAGUCUGCAGGGGGCGCUGUUUUCUGAGCUGCUUGCGCCACAGGACGUCAGCACCUUUUACAGCAGCGCCGCUCCCUGCCGUCUGCCGCCAUGGGCCUCCUGUACUGGAACCACCUCACAGGUGGACUGUGCCAAGGAGAAGUCAAUGUUUUGCCGGAUUAGCAGAGGUAAAGACAGUGACGGAGAGGUGAAGUAUCACCCCUUCAGACUUACACCAUAUCAGCUGACCCUGAGAGACUCCGACACGUCCCAGCCUGAGCCCUGCUGCCUCCUCAUCGCAGAGAGAGUUCAUUCCGGUUAUGAGGCACCCCGUAUCCCAGCAGACAAGAGAAUCUUCACCACCAGUCACACCCCCAACUGUCUCUUCCAGGAGGUUGAUGAGAGAGCUGUGCCUUUAUUGGGUUACCUGCCACAGGACUUGGUCGGGAAACCAGUGCUGAUUUACCUGCAUCCACAGGACCGACUCCUCAUGGUGGCCAUACAUAAGAAAAUUCUCCAGUUUGCAGGGCAGCCAUUUGAGCACUCUCCCCUCCGCAUGCGUGCACGGAGCGGGGAAUACCUGACCCUUGACACCAGCUGGUCUUCCUUCAUCAACCCCUGGAGCAGGAAGGUGGCUUUUAUAGUGGGACGCCACAAGGUUCGAACGAGUCCCCUAAACGAGGAUGUGUUCACUGCCCCAGAGGGUGGGGAGGUGAGGACCAUGUCCCCAGAGGUGUUGCAGCUGAACGAACUGAUCCACAGAUUCCUGGUGCAGCCCAUUCACAGCAGCAGUUCUCAGGGUUACAGCAGUCUGGGCAGCAGCGGCUCCCACGAGCAUAAGCGAAGCGCUGCCUCCUCCUCUGAGAGUAACGGACAUGCUUCAGAGGACCAGAUCAAACCCAGGAAACCAAUGACGUUUGAGCAGAUUUGUCAAGAUGUGCACAUGGUGAAGGCCAGCGGACAACAGGUCUUCAUCGACUCCCAAAACCGGCCUCCACCCACACCUCUCAAACAGGGCAGCUUAGAAGCAUUGGUAAUGGCGGCAGACACAGCAGAGGCCUCUGCAACAGUAAGACUGGCAGGUUUAGCUCUGUCCAGUCCACCCAGGAAAGAGCUGCCCAACAUUUAUUCAUACCAGCAGAUCAACUGUCUAGACAGCAUCAUACGAUAUCUGGAGAGCUUUAAUGUCCCUGGCACAUUGAAAAGGAAGUGUGGCUCAUCAUCCUGCACAACCUCUUCCACCUCUGAUGAUGACAAACAAAGGGAAGCAGCCGGAGCAACCGAAGGCAUAGCAGAGACUCUUGUUGUGACCGAGGGGUCAAAGGUCAUCCCUGCAGCACCAGCACACCCCCUGACCCCUCUCGCUCUGCAUUGUAAGGCCGAGAGUGUCGUCUCAGCCACUUCCCAGUGCAGUUUCAGUAGCACCAUUGUGCACGUUGGGGACAAAAAGCCACCUGAAUCAGACAUUGUUAUGAUGGAGGAUCCACCAACCAUCCCAACACCAUCCACCCCAGCUCCACCCACCUCCAUCACCUCUCCCAUGCCUAUGAACUCCCAGCUGACCUCGUCCUCCACCACUGCUGCCCCUGAGAUAGACAAGGAGAAAGAGAGAAGAGGAGGAGGAGGAAGCACGGGGAAGGGCCUCACAAAGGCAAUGUUGUCAGCACACACCCAGCAAGAGGAGCAGGCCUUCCUCAACCGUUUCCGAGAUGUCAGCCAGCUGCGGAUGGUCCAACGCAAUGGGCCACAACAGCACAAACACAAGUCUACACAUGGUACAAAAGGAGUAAACAGCUCACAGAACUAUCCUUCUGGUGGCGGCAGCGGUCAUCGGCAUGGCAGAGGUGGGAAAAGACAAAAACUCCAAGUAGACGGCAACAUUCCUAAGACUCCCUCCAUCUCUGGUUCUGGCCCCUAUACUGCCCCUAGACCUGCAUCACUGAGACCCAACUUCCCCUCUGUCCAGCACUCUUCCACCUCUUGGCCACCAUCGGUGGGAUCCCAGGCCAGCGGAGCUCCUGUUAUGACUUCCUUUCCUACGGGCUACAUGCCCACAUACCCAAUUUCGCCCCCUUUCUCAAUGCCCCUGAUGGGCACGGAGCCUUUCUUGCAAACAGGAGUCCCUAGGUUCUCCAUGCAGGGUUCUCAGAUGUUUCCUCCAGUGAUGCCACCUGUCAUGACCUUCAUGUUGCCUAAUUAUAUGUUUCCACAGCUCGGGAACCCAGGACCACAACUGAACCCGGCCAAUGUGCCGCUCAGUGGGCAACUGCCCCCCCCAAUGAACCACUUGGGCCCAUUCCCUUCAUCUAUUGCUGGUGUACCUUCUUUUAAUCCUGCACCGUUCAGUCCUCUGAGCUCCCAGAUCAAUCCUGCCAUGCCAGCAAUGAUUCCCCAACCGUUCUACAACCCAAAUCCACUGCCCUCUUUCACCAAGCCUUUAUCAAUGCCAGCAGGAAAUGCACCCCCUACACUGCAUGGACAGUCUCGCUCUAGCACACCUCAGUCUACAGGGCAGCAAGCUGGCGAGAGGGAAGGGGCCGGAUCUCCUCUCUUUCAGUCCCGAUGCUCCUCCCCGCUCAAUCUGCUACAGCUUGAGGAAUUGCCAAGCAACCGCACAGAUUUUACCAAACAGACUCCACCCCCAGGGGGAGGAGCAGUUCAAGGGGGUGGAGCUGGAGUGCAGAAUUCCAACAAUCGCAGCAACACUAAAGAUCCUAAACUAAAUGAAAACGCUGAAGUCAGUGGAUCCAACCAGGAUGCCAUGUCAACCUCCAGUGACAUGCUGGACCUACUGCUGCAGGAGGACUCUCGCUCGGGCACUGGCUCAGCCGCCUCAGGCUCUGGGUCAACAGGGUCGAGGUCUGGGUCAUCUGUCUCUGGGUCGAAUGGCUGUAGCACUUCAGGAAGUGGCACUAGAAGCAGUAAUACUAGUAAAUAUUUUGGAAGCAUUGACUCAUCAGAGAACUCUCAUAAGCCAGCGUCUGGAGAUAUGGGAGGGGAACAGUUCAUCAAGUUUGUCCCGCAGGAUCCCAUCUGGCUCCUCAUGGCCAACACUGAUGACAAGGUCAUGAUGACAUACCAAAUCCCCAUCAGAGACAGAGACUCAGUACUGAAGGAAGACAGAGACGCCCUGAAGGACAUUCUGAAGCAUCAGCCUCACUUUACUGAAGAGCAGAAGAAAGAGUUAUCUCAGGUCCACCCAUGGAUUCAAACCGGCUGCCUUCCCAAAGCCAUCAACAUUACAUCAUGUACAGGGUGCGAAUCUCCCACAGAUUCCUCGACUCUUCCUCCAUUCGAGCUGGACUUUCACAAGAUGGAUCUCGGCAUGGUUUUGAGAGAAGAGGUGGUUGCAGAAACAGCCUUUCCCUUUAGUCCCCCAGCAUUAGAUACCGAGCAGAAAGACACUCAGGCCUUUGCAGUGAUGUCAGUAGAGGUGAAGCAGGACUGAAAACUGCUGGACAGUGAUUGGUCGUCUCGCUCGCUGCCACUAAGCGAUUAUGGCGUAAAUCAAUCAGAAAGUGCACUCUAGUCAUAAGACUUGACAGCUGAUGAUUGUUUUUCAUGAAGACUUGCAUUAACAGUUACCAUUCACAAAAAGUGACAAACUGAUGAGACCAAUCUGGACCAAUUUCAAAGGGUGAAAGGUUUAUUCUGAUCUUCUAUCCUCUCACACAAUGUCAGUUCAGUUGUUCUGCGAUAUUAUGGAUAUCUCUGAUAUUCACAGAUUCAUAACCAAUGCUCUCAACAGUAAGAUGAAAAAAGGGAAAAAGACUUUAUUUAGUUUUCACAAUUUGAUGUUAACUGAUAUGUACGUUUUGCACAAGAUGUAUGCAAGCAUCCAUUAGUUUUAAUUAUAAGUGGAAAGAGGUUAAUUUAGGGAUUUUAUUUGCACUUUUCGCUUCUCGGUUCUCAUGAUUAUUCAUGAGCAUGUGUGGCCUUAUCCUAUAACACAUGCUGUCUCAUAAUUAUUCAUGACACUACAUGAACUUCCUAUUACAGGCACUUCUUUAAAGAGUGAGUUGCUUUUUUACGGGAGAGCUUCAACUUUACAAACACCAUCCAUCAUCACUGUAAGUUUGUAAACAGAUCAGCCCGCUGAUAUUUCCAAAUCGACGUUGCAGACCUCAAAAGUUAGCGCAAAAGCAAAUUCAUGUCUAUUUGAAUCAGAGCACUUAUGCAAACAGAGCUCUUUAUUUAUUUGUGUAUUAAAAUUACCAAUGUAUAUUUUUGGAUUGUAUUGUGAGCCUAUAAAACAACGUAUAAUAUA
This is a messenger RNA of Myxocyprinus asiaticus (Chinese sucker), 5399 nucleotides long. RefSeq names its product period circadian clock 1a (gene per1a). The transcript has 21 exons. The record is from RefSeq and is a predicted model, not a curated record. Gene Ontology annotation, cellular component: nucleus; cytoplasm. Gene Ontology annotation, molecular function: transcription corepressor binding; transcription cis-regulatory region binding. Bases 357 to 4580 code for a protein of 1407 amino acids. Gene Ontology annotation, biological process: entrainment of circadian clock by photoperiod; circadian regulation of gene expression; negative regulation of transcription by RNA polymerase II. Lineage: Eukaryota; Metazoa; Chordata; Actinopteri; Cypriniformes; Catostomidae.